GUCUGGUGGGUGGCAGAGUUCAGCUCCCUGGAGGGGUUAGGAGGGACGUCCCAAGGAAAGGUGUUGGAGGACAGAGUGGCGGGUGACAUCGGGAGAAAGCGCCUCCGAGCUGUCUCAGGGGAUCGAAGGUUGGGGGGGAACAGCUCUGAUCUCCAAUAGGUAGCCCACUGUGCUGGCUAGGGAGGUAGUUGUUGGCACCGGGCCUUGGUAGGCAGGGGACGAAGUCCUCGCAGAGGUAGGGGGAGGCUAGAGGAAGUAGUUGGGCCUGAACUUGGCACUGUGCCUGACACAAGGGCUGGUGCAUCCCCCCAGCCUUCAGCUUUGCCUUCUGAGGCCACUUCUCAGGGGUAGGGACUCUUCCUCUCCUCCAACUUUAGUUCUCUCUGACCCAUGUACCUGUGGCGAGGAAGGGGAGAUGAAUCAGUGUCUGAGUCUAGGAGAACCCAAAUGCUGCUGAUAGUUCAUCUUAGUUUCUGGGAAUUGCAUUUAUUUCCCUAGUGUCCACAUAGGGGUAGCACAAAACUCCCUUUUAUCCUUGCAUCUUUGAGUUGUUGGUUUGGAGUCAGCCUGUCUUUCAGACUGACUGCUGGCUGUCAAGGAAUUCUUGAGCUUUCUACAGUUCCUUGGUGGCUGCACCCUCACUGGCUCCUGUAACCUGGACAAUUUGUUUACAGAAAGUUCAGGAGCCCUGGAAAGGAGAAGGCAUAAGACGACAGGAGGAAGAGAGAGAGAGGGUAGAAUGGAAGAAUCUCACUUCAAUUCUAACCCAUACUUCUGGCCUUCUAUCCCCACAGUCUCAGGACAGAUUGAGAACACAAUGUUCAUCAACAAGAUGAAGGAUCAACUGUUGCCAGAGAAGGGCUGUGGGCUGGCCCCACCUCACUACCCCACCUUGCUAACAGUGCCUGCCUCAGUGUCUCUGCCCUCAGGCAUCAGCAUGGACGCAGAGUCCAAGUCAGAGCAGCUUACCCCACACAGUCAGGCAUCUGUCACCCAGAAUAUCACAGUGGUCCCGGUGCCGUCGACGGGACUGAUGACUGCUGGUCCUGGUUUGGUAAUCACAUCCCCCUCAGGCUCUCUUGUGACCACAGCCUCAUCAGCUCAGAGCUUCCCCAUUUCGGCUCCCAUGAUUGUCUCAGCUCUUCCCCCUGGCUCACAAGCCCUGCAGGUGGUCCCUGAUCUCUCCAAGAAGGUAGCAUCCACCCUCACUGAGGAAGGAGGUGGAGGUGGUGGUGGAGGUGGCACUGUGGCUCCUAAGCCCCCACGGGGCCGCAAGAAGAAGCGGAUGCUAGAAUCAGGGCUUCCUGAGAUGAGUGACCCUUACGUCCUCUCCCCUGAGGAUGACAAUGACCAUCAGAAAGACGGCAAGACUUACAGGAGCGAAGGGAACUGCGCCACAGGAAAUGGACAGAGCCUUGGGCUCAUGGAUUCAGUUCCCGGCUCCACCACGAACUUGCUGUGUGACCCUGGGUGCCGGAUGUGCUCCCUGACAUUCUACUCAAAGUCGGAGAUGCAGAUCCACUCCAAGUCACACACCGAGACCAAGCCCCACAAGUGCCCACACUGUUCCAAGACCUUCGCCAAUAGCUCCUAUCUGGCCCAGCACAUCCGUAUCCACUCAGGGGCCAAGCCCUACAGUUGUAACUUCUGUGAGAAGUCCUUCCGCCAGCUCUCCCACCUUCAGCAGCACACCCGGAUCCACUCCAAGAUGCACACGGAGACCAUCAAGCCUCACAAGUGCCCACACUGCUCCAAGACCUUCGCCAACACCUCUUACCUGGCCCAGCAUCUUCGUAUCCACUCGGGGGCCAAGCCCUACAACUGUUCCUACUGCCAGAAGGCCUUCCGCCAGCUCUCCCACCUCCAGCAGCACACACGAAUCCACACUGGUGAUAGACCAUAUAAAUGUGCACACCCGGGCUGUGAAAAAGCCUUCACACAACUCUCCAAUCUGCAGUCCCACAGACGGCAGCAUAACAAAGAUAAACCCUUCAAGUGCCACAACUGUCAUCGGGCGUACACAGAUGCAGCCUCACUGGAGGUGCACUUAUCUACGCACACGGUGAAGCAUGCCAAGGUGUAUACGUGCACGAUCUGUAGUCGGGCAUACACAUCGGAAACGUACCUUAUGAAACAUAUGCGCAAACACAACCCUCCUGAUCUCCAGCAACAAGUACAGGCAGCAGCGGCAGCAGCAGCAGUGGCCCAGGCCCAGGCCCAGGCCCAAGCCCAAGCCCAAGCCCAAGCCCAAGCUCAGGCCCAAGCCCAAGCCCAAGCUCAGGCCCAAGCCUCCCAGGCAUCACAGCAGCAACAGCAGCCACAGCCACCGCAUUUCCAGUCCCCUGGAACAGCUCCCCAGGGUGGGGGUGGUGGGGAUAGCAACCCCAACCCUCCACCCCAGUGCUCCUUUGACCUCACCCCCUAUAAGACAUCGGAGCACCAUAAGGACAUCUGCCUCACUGUCACCACCAGCACCAUCCAGGUGGAACACCUGGCCAGCUCUUAAGAGGUCCAUACUGCCAUCCACUGGGAAGAGAAGAGUUCUGGUCCCUUCUUUCUCCAACCUCUCUUGGUGGCCAAAGUCCUCUCCCUGGACAUGCCUCAGUUCUGUUUUCUUGGGCCUCAGGCACAGCUCUCCUUCACUGCAGACCAUCUUUAUUCUCAACUCGUCAAAAGGAACAUCAGCCCUCUGAUUGGCAAAGGAAUACUGAGCUGAUAGUGUCGUCAGAGGCCCCCUCCUGAGAAGAGCUUUUCAAAAUUGGGGGCUGGUGCUCACAGGAAGGGUUUGCUGUGACCUCACAGAACUUGCCUGUUAAGGGCACUUAACCUCUCCAUUGCCUCCUCAUCCUGAGUUUGGGGUGACCGAAGACAAGAAGGUGACUUCCUCAGAUAACAGAAGGGAGCAUUGUGUGCAACCCACCUCCAGUCCUGUGCUUGCCUUCAGAAGAACAGUGGUUUCUUGUUUGCUCUAGCUUAAGAGCCCUUCUCUUCCCUACAGUCUCACUCCACUUCCUACCUACUUGUAGGAGAUUUGGGUGGGUACUAGACCUUUUGUUUAUAUGGGGCAAGGGCUGAGAUGUGGUCCCCAAGGGGCCAGUGAUUCCCCCAGGUGGUCGAGGGUUUGUUGGAAGUGUGGGUUAUGGUUUUCCUCGGAUCCCCUUCCUCCUCCUCUGCCCACCAAGUCCCUGCACUCCUCUCCAUGCACCAGCCCCAGAGCAGUGGAGCUUUGUGCUUUCUGUGAGGCCCAAGGACAAGAGUGUUGUGGAGAAGGGACAGUUCAGGGCAGACACAGGACUGGAUAUAGCUCCCGAGGUGCCACGGUCAGAUGCCGGACACGGAUUUAUA
This is a messenger RNA of Octodon degus (degu), 3345 nucleotides long. RefSeq names its product zinc finger protein 384 (gene Znf384). The transcript has 10 exons. NCBI's taxonomy places the organism in Eukaryota, Metazoa, Chordata, Mammalia, Rodentia, Octodontidae. Bases 740 to 2506 code for a protein of 588 amino acids. Gene Ontology annotation, molecular function: RNA polymerase II cis-regulatory region sequence-specific DNA binding; DNA-binding transcription factor activity, RNA polymerase II-specific. Gene Ontology annotation, biological process: regulation of transcription by RNA polymerase II. Gene Ontology annotation, cellular component: PcG protein complex; transcription regulator complex. The record is from RefSeq and is a predicted model, not a curated record.